Astrephomene gubernaculifera is the source of this 1021-nucleotide messenger RNA. The record is from the annotation of a GenBank genome assembly. Lineage: Eukaryota; Viridiplantae; Chlorophyta; Chlorophyceae; Chlamydomonadales; Astrephomenaceae.
GAUCGUGGUCGAAGAGGGAAACCUUGUUGUGCGGCUUGCUACAUUCCCCUUGCCUCACAGGCCUUCGUAGGCCUUCCACCUGGGGCCGUCACAAAUGGCGGUCACAUACGACAGCGUUCGGCAGCUUCAGACCCACAUUGGCGAGGCGGAGUUCUCCCGCGCGGUCAAGACUCUCGAUGAGUUGGAUGUCCCAGAGGUGUACACUCCCGCAGCCGAAGUGAAGACCAUUGAGGCGUUGCUAGGCGUGACGCCGGGCGCUUUCGACGGGUACGCCUUUCGGAUGAAGGCCUCUAAGAACAGCGGGUGCAAGGGCUGCGGGCGCCAGAUGAACUGGCUGGACGUCUGCCACACCGCGCUCAAGGUGCCGGGCCACACCCCCGAGUUCAUCAUGGAGACGUUUGAGGGCGCGCACGGGCUCGUCCUCGCCCCGCCUUUCCGGAUGCUGACCUGCCACAGCUGCAACACGGUUCAGGACUGCAAGCGGGAGCGUAUUGUGCGGGGCUACAACUGCAAGGGCUACGUGUGCAUGGGCGGCUAAGUUAGGCCUUUCGGCGCCAUCUGAGGCGAGCGGCUUUCACCCGAGGAAUGAGAUAGCAAUAAUCGCACGUUCAUUUAUGAAGUUAUCCAACAACAUUUAUACGUCGUUCUGAACAUGAGCGCGUGGUGUUUGGGCCAGUCAAAUAGGAGCGUGUACAGUUGUAAGGAAGAGUAGUUCGGCAAGCCCUAACAAGUAGUCACAAUCCAAUAAUGGUUGCUUCUGAUGGUGGCCUUGUUUAACGUCACUGGCGUAGCGAGUAAGGUCGGCUGGGAAGUUGCCGAUGUUCGUACAGUUAUCAUGUAUGGCUUGGUAUUCCGCAUAGCCAUGUUCAUUCCUCUUGGCCGCGUCCUCCUGAUGCUGGCAAUAAGCUUUCCGUGGGUGACCCUACCACAUCUUCUUUUGCCUGUACUUUAUUGUGUAAACACAAGUAUACAACCCUGGUGAGACACACACAUGGACUCGCGGCCAGUAUUCUUCACACAC